This is a messenger RNA of Benincasa hispida (wax gourd), 562 nucleotides long. NCBI's taxonomy places the organism in Eukaryota, Viridiplantae, Streptophyta, Magnoliopsida, Cucurbitales, Cucurbitaceae. The record is from RefSeq and is a predicted model, not a curated record.
UGGGUGAGCCAAACCCGUGGAUGAUAAUGUUUGCUGCGCUAUUCCGUGCUUGUCGGUUCCUUGUAUCAUCUUCAUUAGCUUGGUUGAUCGGGAAACGGAAUAUCCCCACCCCUGCACAUACCCCACUCACCAAUAUCAACCAGUUCAAGUCGGAUGGUGUGGAAUCAAUAUAUGAUGCAGUACUUUCUGAGGAUUGGGAGUCCUUCAAGUCAUGGAUGUCGAUGCAUAAUAAGAAGUACGGGAGCGAGGAAGAGAUGUUGUAUAGAUUUGGGUUAUUCAAAAAAACUUUGAAGAGGAUUGAGAAGUUGAACAAGAACUAUACUGGGUGUACCUUUGGGUUCAAUCACUUUUCAGACUUAACUUUUGAUGAAGUUCCCAAAGGCUACACAUCUUCAAAUGGAAUGGAAUUUUAAAUUAUUUACGAUCAUAAGUUGAAGCCUAUGACUUAUUAAUCUCUAAUGCCAUAUGGUUAUUAUUUAUAAUGCCCCAAACUCUUCGAGAUAAACUUUAAAGGAGACAUGUAGUAAUAUCUUUUUUAAUCUCUCUAAUUCUUAUUAUUAUA